AUGGUUCAACACUUGAGACCCCGCGCUCUUUCCUUCUCCGGCCACGAAGGCCUCAUGGAGUCUGAUGAACCCGCUCGCGCCCGAAGUGUCAGCCAGCUCACAGAGGGACCCUCUCAGGAACGCCCUGUGACCUCUCCUUGGGCCAGCUACCAGCUUCAUCAGGCCAUGAUGCAUCAGCCUCAGGACGUUGGCCCCCGAUUCGGCAAUGUCGACUACGUUCAUCCUCGCUCUCCCAUGGUUUCUCAUUCACGCUCACCAGACUUGGAGAAUGCCGACAAUGCAGACUUUGAACCUCUCAUGAAGUCUCCCACUGUGUCGUACAAGUAUGAUUUUCAGUUCGGAGAGACGGAUGACGAGAUUAGAACCUUCCUCCGAGAUGUUCAACACUCGAGACCCCGCGCUCUUUCCUUCUCCGGUCACGAAGGCUUCAUGAAGUCUCAUGAACCCGCCCGCGCCCGAAGUGCCAGCCCGGCCUUUGGCGAACCUGAGCCCAUCCGGCCUGACCCCUCCGUUUCAGUCUCUUCGUUUACAUCUGCCCUCGAGAGCCUUGGUGACGCAGACCUUGAGCCGCAGAUGAGUGCUCCUAUCAUCACGCAGAAGAUGGGUAUCCGGUGGGGGGAUAACGAUGAUGAGGUCGCCGAUUUCAUCCGCGCCAACGAGAAGAAGAAGGCCUCUGAGGCAUCUGACGCCGACCACCACGACCAGGUCUCCCUGUCUCCCGAGCAGCCUGGCAGCAAGAAGUCCUCCUUCGACGCCGACCAUGACGACCAGGUCUCACUGUCUCCCGAGCAGCCUGGUAGCAAGAAGUCCUCCUUCGACGCCGACGAUCACGACCAGGUCUCGCUGUCUCCCGAGCAGCUUGGCAGCAAGAAGUCCUCCUUCGUCGCCGACCAUGACGACCAGGUCUCACUGUCUUCCGAGAAGCCUGGUAGCGAAGCUGGCACUGACAACAAGACCGAGUCUGACGUCGACAUGGAAGAUCAGUCUCAAUGA
This is a messenger RNA of Colletotrichum siamense, 993 nucleotides long. RefSeq lists its product as uncharacterized. The coding region runs from base 1 to 993 and encodes 330 amino acids. The transcript has a single exon. The record is from RefSeq and is a predicted model, not a curated record. NCBI's taxonomy places the organism in Eukaryota, Fungi, Ascomycota, Sordariomycetes, Glomerellales, Glomerellaceae.